Cylindrotheca closterium is the source of this 290-nucleotide messenger RNA. Lineage: Eukaryota; Bacillariophyta; Bacillariophyceae; Bacillariales; Bacillariaceae. The record is from the annotation of a GenBank genome assembly.
CGCCUUCUACCUGGGUCGCAAAUGGGAUGCUUUCUACCCCUGGCAAUAACGCGACUGCGCUCACGCCAGGCCGCACUGAUGGCGAAAAGUCGAUCCAAGAUCUGGCAAAGGAGAUUGAAAGUCUCACGGCAAAGAAACGUGAACUUGAACGACAGCAAGAAAUCUCACCCUCGAAGACCAAGAGACGCAGAGUCUCCACCUCCUCGUACCAUACGUCACCAUUGGGACAACGCAACCUCUCCCCCUCCUUUCAAACCUCGGCUGGAGACAGGGAUGUCACUGGUGCUUGA